This is a messenger RNA of Coregonus sp. 'balchen', 1385 nucleotides long. The record is from the annotation of a GenBank genome assembly. NCBI's taxonomy places the organism in Eukaryota, Metazoa, Chordata, Actinopteri, Salmoniformes, Salmonidae.
GGUCGUUGAUGAUGGUCGUUGGGUUCCUGGGAUGCUGUGGAGCGAUUCAGGAGUCACCCUGUAUGCUGGGGCUGGUGAGUUAACCUCUAUUCCUCCUCUCCUCUCCUCUCCUCUCCUCUCCUCUCCUCUCCUCUCCUCUCCUCUCCUCUCCUCUCCUCUCCUCUCCUCUCCUCUCCUCUCCUCUCCUCUCCUCUCCUCUCCUCUCCUCUCCUCUCCUCUCCUCUUUAUCUUUCUCUUUGUAGUCAGUUGGACUGUUAUUGGGGCUGAUAGUCUGAUACUCUGUAACUCUUUGUUUCAGUAUAUCAUCAGUUACAGAACAGAUUAAAGGCCAUAACUCGGUCUCUCUCUUUCUCUCUCUCUCUCGCUAUCUCUAAUAAUCUUUUCCAAAAUCCCUCCUGACCAGGGAGGGGUGGGGAGUGGUUUGUGUCAGGGGGCACACACAGAGAGGUUCAUGUGCGUAUCUCUCUCUUGCAGUUCUUCUUCUCCCUCCUCAUCAUAUUCGCCAUUGAGGUCGCCGCUGGAAUCUGGGGGUUUUCCAACCAAAGCAAGGUGCCAAAACAUGUUACAUCCCCCGUUCUGUGUUACAUUAAAUCCCUUCCCCUGCUCUUCCCUUUGUUACAUUAAAACCCUUUCCCUGUGUUGUGUCACAUUGCAUCCCUUCCUCUACAGGUGGUUGAUGACAUCACUCAGUUCUACUUGGAGACAUAUCAGAACUACCAGAACACUUCACAGGACACACUGAGAGAGACACUCCGUCUCAUACAGACUGGGGUAAUAAUGUAGUUAAUGUGUUUGCUUGUGUGUGUAUUGUCUAGGGGGUUGGGAGCAGAAACAAAUACCUUCCAUAUACAAACAGCUGGACAAAAAAGGUAUCAUUCUAUUCUACCCUGUGUGUGUUACAGUUGGACUGCUGUGGACCGACAGGUUCCGUUGUGGACUUUGCCAAAGACACCUGUCCCCCAAGAGAUGGGCUGGAUAGACUCAUCACCAAGGUAACACCCUGAUCUGUGAUUGUGUUUGUGUUCAGGUGUUCCUCCUUCCACUUUCUAUAAUGUCUACAGCCCCUUGAUGUGUGUGUGUGUAUUGCAGAGCUGUCCUGAUGCUAUAGAUGAAGUGUUUGACUCCAAGCUGCACAUCAUAGCAGGAGUGGGCAUCGCUAUUGGAAUCAUCAUGGUGAGACACACACACACACACAGCGCAACCGAAGACCAUGUUAGCCCACUACGCCCCAUUACUGAUAUAUAGAUAGACAGGACUGACAGACAACUUCCCUACAAUAGAGAACUCUUCAUUGAUUCAGCAUUUCCCAUUCUAUUCCCCAGGUGUUUGGGAUGAUCUUCAGCAUGCUGCUCUGCUGUGCCAUCAGGAAGUCACGGGAGAUCGUC